CCCUAAUAAUAAGGCUGGGGGACAGUGAAGAAGACGGAAGUAGGAGUCGCGCAGUGAAGUGUGAAGAACCCAAAAGGGUCGUACUUAUCGUUUCCACCAAUUUUGGUUUUGUCGUCAAUUGUUUUGCAAGAGGCGAUGAACAAAUAGGAAGGAACAAAAAAAUAGAGCCAGAGAGAGCCGUUUCCGCGUGCUAUCCGUGUUCUUUGUCCCUCUGCUGUUUUAUGGUAGACAAUUUUAAUUUCCCUCCUUGUUUUACAGCUUUCUAGGGCUUUCGAUGUUACUGCUACUAUAAUAACGCACCUCACGUAGACGCAUACAACCCACGUCCUUUCCUUUCUCUCUCUGUUUCAGCUGCAAUCCGGCCCCUCUAUCUCUCUCUCUCUCUGCUGUGCUCAGCUGGUUUCUGCAAUCUGGAUAACAUUCUGAGCUCAACGCACAGACUGGGGGAAGGUUGUGAAGUAAAAUUCUUUGUUGGGGCUUCUGGAUAGAAGCUGACAUCCACACAACUCUGGCCGACUCGGAAGAGAUAUCCAUUGUUCCAACCGGAAAAGGCUUUCAGCUUCCCAUUUCCGGUGUUCGAUCGCCCAGUGCCAUCGUUGUCGGGUCCUUGCUAUGGUGUCUUCCCGUUGAUUAUGGCUAACUUGUGAUCAGGCUGUUUGUGGGAUGUGACUCGUUUUUACCGUUGCCGUUCUUCAAUCAGCAGCUGUAGGAGAUGUGAGUUCUUCAUUGGUUGAAAGAAACCGAGGAGUAGUAGAAGAAGAGAAACUGCGAAGAAAGUUGAACUCGGAAGAAGGAAAUUGAGAACUUUCAGUCAAGGACAGGAAGAGUGGUUUAGGAUGGCGAAAUUUAACUGCUUUUCGAUGAUGUGUGGACACGGACACAAGGGUGGAAAGGUAUCAUCCAAGGCUCUGGAGUUCAACAAGGCGCUGACGAACUUGCAGGUCACAGUUGAAAAGCCUUUCAAGAGCGAUGAUGAGACCAAAAUGGCUUCUUUCAAUCUCUCGGUUCCGCAUGAUGUCCAGGAUGAUUCCCUGAAUGUUAAGGUGACGAUGACCCAUGAGACUGCUGGUGAGAAGGAAGAAGCAUCCUACGAAGGGGGAGAUGAGCACGAAGAGAAUGUCUCCUUCAGAAGGGACUUAUCUGACCUUGAUCUCCAAUCCCGCCUGCCUAAUUCUGGUGAAGAAGAAGAAGAGCUCAUCCCAACUCCUAGAAGCCAGACAUCGGUUCACUCUCAUUCCGUUGAAGAUGUGAUUGAUUUAGGCCGAAGUGGGCAUAUCAGUGAUCCAGGGAUUGGGAAGGCUCCAUUUUGGGGCUCCCCUAAGCUUAAGCGCUCAUGCUCCAACCUCGAAACCAGCAAAGUUAUGAGACAAGUGGCAAACUCUCCAUGCUCUGGGGAAUCACAGGAACUGCCUGCAAAUUUUGGGUCAGGCAGCCCUCCAGUUUCUGUAGCUAGCCGUCAUAGUGCUGACAGAGUGAUGUUGAGAAAACACUCAUCGAGUCAAAUUCUGCCAUCACGAAGUAGAAGGCUUUGGUGGAAACUAUUUCUCUGGAGCCAUAGGAACCUCCAUAAACCUUCAACUGCAAAGCCAGAGCAAUUUGCUGCUGCCUCAAACCAACCAGGUGGUGGGUACUCGUCAGAUACACUUGAACCAAGCAAAGAUCAGUCACGAGCGGAAUCCUCACACAAGAACCAUAUGAAUCAUGAAGUUGGCAAACACAAUUGGGAUGGCUUUCAAAACCACUGGGUUGCAAACACUUUUUCAGUUGAUUCAUCGUCGCCCUUAGCUAGAGUAGACAAAUGGGUGCAGAAUAUCGACAUUGAACCCCUGCCUGAAAAUCAUCAUGAUGACGUUGAUGACGGCAUUGUUUAUCCUCCUUCCCCUGAGGAUCAUAGGUUUCAAGUGGCUCAUGUAUCAGAAGACAUUCUACAUGCAAACAGUGUCAUCCUGUCUCUGAACUCUUCAUCAACUGUGGCUCACAUUUCUGGAACAGGGUUAAAAGUCAUUCCGUCCUUGGCACCUUUCACCAGUCUUCGCACAGUCAACUUGGCAAACAAUUACAUAGUCAGUAUCGCUCCAGGAUCAUUGCCAAAGGGACUUCACGCGCUUAACCUGUCGAGGAACAGGAUUAAUGCUGUUGAGGGACUGAGAGAAUUGACUCGAUUGCGGGUACUGGAUCUUAGUUACAAUCGCAUCUCUCGAAUCGGGCAAGGGCUUUCGAACUGCACUCUAAUCAAGGAACUCUACUUAGCUGGGAACAAAAUUAGUGACGUCGAGGGACUUCACAGACUCCUGAAGCUCACAGUGCUAGACCUCAGCUUCAACAAGAUAACAACAUCGAAAGCUCUUGGCCAGCUCGUCGCCAACUACAGUUCCCUCCAAGCACUGAACCUCUUGGGGAAUCCAAUUCAGACGAAUAUCGGCGAUGACCAGCUCAGGAAAGCGGUAUAUGAUCUACUCCCUAAGCUGAAGUAUCUAAACAAGCAAUCCAUAAAGCCGCAGAGAGCAAGGGAACUGGCGACCGACAGUGUGGCCAGGGCUGCACUUGGUUCUAGCAGCAGCAGGGGUUUCCAUCGGCGAAGGUCUACGAGGAGGGCAACGGAUUCUGCUGGUUCUUCGUCCUCCCCAGUUGGACGCAGGAGUAUGGCAAGUAGUGGUGGUGGUGGUCAGAGAAGCAGGAGCAUUGGUAAGAGCCGCGCCCAUAUAUCUAAGGGAAGGGCUGUGACGUCGUCUACUCCUGCUUCUUCAUUCCGAUCCAGAGCCUGAACGACCAUUUUCCCCUUGGAUUGCGGUGAACGAUCUUCUUUGUGCGUUCAUGUGAGUCCCUCGAUGUUAUUAAAGGUGAACUGUGUAUCAUAUUCUCCGUUCAUAUGGGAUGUUAGUAAAUUUUGAUUGUUUUCCUCUCGAUUCUACCGAGAAGUGCAAUAAAAUGGUGGAGCUGUCUUUGAGUGUGCUGUGUGCAUAUAGUUUCUUUUACAGUUGCGACUUACGACUACAAGUUCAGUUGAGUUGAUUUAGAUUUGUAAGAGAACGUUUUCUUUUUGUAUAAUAAACUUUUAGCAAUCCUCGAAAACAACAAAAUGUUGUUUUCACCUGUUCUCAAUAUAUGUAAAAA
Messenger RNA from Linum tenue, 3114 nucleotides. NCBI's taxonomy places the organism in Eukaryota, Viridiplantae, Streptophyta, Magnoliopsida, Malpighiales, Linaceae. The record is from the annotation of a GenBank genome assembly.